CUCUAGUGAUGUCAUCAGUUGCCUUCAGCAGUGUGUUGACUAGCAGCCGCAGCUAGCUGAGUUAGCUCCACAGCUAGCUUCAGAAUGAACCAUAAGAGUAAGAAGCGGAUUAAAGAGGCGAAGCGGAGCGCCAGACCGGAGCUGAAGGACUCUUUGGACUGGAUCAGACACGACUACCAGGACUCCUUCGACGUGUCGCAUCGCAGCGUGAAGGACAACGUUGAGCGCGUGGACACCCUCCAUCUCAGCCCCGAGGAGUUCAUCCAGCGCUUCGAGCGGCCCUACAAGCCCGUUGUCCUGCAGAACAGCCAGGAGAGCUGGCCCGCCCGGGAAAAAUGGACUCUGGAGCGCCUCAAACGCAAAUACCGCAACCAGAAAUUCAAGUGCGGGGAGGACAACGACGGGUACUCCGUGAAGAUGAAGAUGAAGUACUACAUGGAGUACCUGGAGACCACCAGGGACGACAGCCCGCUCUACAUCUUCGACAGCAGCUACGGUGAACACGCCAAACGCCGGAAGCUGCUGGAGGACUACCAGGUGCCCGUCUUCUUCAGGGACGACCUGUUCCAGUUUGCAGGAGAGAAGCGCAGACCGCCGUACAGGUGGUUCGUAAUGGGCCCGGCUCGCUCCGGCACCGGCAUCCACAUCGACCCGCUGGGCACCAGCGCCUGGAACGCCCUGGUUCAAGGACACAAGAGGUGGUGUCUGUUCCCCACCAACACACCCCGAGAGCUCAUCAAGGUGACCAGAGAGGACGGGGGCAACCAGCAGGACGAGGCUAUCACCUGGUUCAACGUGGUUUACCCCAGAACGCAGCAGCCAAACUGGCCUCCAGAGUUCACACCGCUGGAGAUCCUCCAAAGACCCGGGGAGACCGUUUUUGUGCCUGGCGGGUGGUGGCACGUGGUCCUCAACAUGGACACGACCAUCGCCGUCACUCAGAACUUCGCCAGCACGACCAACUUCCCCAUCGUGUGGCACAAAACUGUCCGAGGGCGACCCAAACUCUCCAGGAAGUGGUACCGGAUCUUGAAGCAGGAGCGGCCCGACCUGGCAGCGCUGGCAGACAAAGUGGACCUUCAGGAGUCGACGGGCAUCGCCUCAGACAGCUCCAGUGAUUCUUCAUCAUCAUCAUCCUCCAGCUCGUCCGACUCCGACUCUGAUGCGGCGUCGGGCUCCGAGGGGGACGCCAUGUCUCACCGCAGGAAGAAGAGACGGACCUGCGGGACGACGGCCAACGGAGACACCAGCAGCCAGGACGACUGCGUCAGCAAGGAGAGGAGCUCGUCACGGUGACCUCCGUCCGUCCGGCCGCCUCCAACCCGGUGACUCCACCGCUCGGCAUUCACAAACAGCUGCUUCCUGUCUAGUUUAGCCACAUGUCUGAAUGCAGCUGGAGAUCCACUGGAGACCGUCACCACUGUGCUUUUAAAUCAAUGUCUGUGUGUGUCUGUGGUGGGAAACAUGAAGAGAGAUUAGAACCAGUAACCAGACUGGUGAGGGAACUGGGCGAGCGUUAGGAGGGCGAUGUUGGGAACUCGUCGUGGGCUUUAGAAGUCUCUGAGCUGCUGGGAUGGGACAGAUGAAGGGAUGGGAUUAUUACUGAGGAUCGUCUUUAGACCUUCAGCCACCAGAGGAGGUGAAGACAGAUGUUGUCUGGUCGCUUCUGGAUCAGCAGCACCAACACACACAUCUCUUUACACUUCAGUUUGAACUGAUGAAAAGACCAGGAGUCGCUGAUAAAACACAUCAGGACAGAUCACGUGUCUGGAACAGCUAAGUUAACUAGCUAACUCAGCUGUGUUCUAGUCCCAGAUCUAAUGUGAUCUACUGUUGUAUCAGUGACUCCUGGUCUUUUCAUCAGUCAGGACUUGAUAAAUUAUCUUUUACAAACCUCAUCUGUGUGAUUCAAACGAGAUCAUAAAAUUAUUUUUCUCUCUCCGUUGAUCAUAUUUUUUCUGAAAUAAGUUCCGCUGGUGGUCGACAGGAAGGGGCGGGACUAAGACUCUCUAUUUUACUUUCCUCUGGUGGUUUGUUUGAAAGUGGGUGGAGGUCGUGUCGUCUCUUCCAGCUGCUGCGUCGCUGAUUUAAGGUCAUUUAAAGUGUCCCUUUAGUGAGCCAGCAGCCUUAAAGGAAGGAAACACGUUAAAUCACGGCUUCAGUGUUUAUUCUGGUUUCUGCCGGCUUUGUGCCAAAAUGCUGCCGACGUGUUGGGAGGAGCAGCAGGCUCACUGCAUGUUGAGUCCUAUUAAUGUCUGUACAGUAGAGGGCACUACAUUCCCCAGAAUGCACUGCUUCUGUAGCUCCGGUGGAUGGAGGAGCUGAUGACGAGCUGAUUAGCAUUUAUUAAUCAGGUUGUUGGAUAACAGCUGAGCUCUCAGUCGGUGUCAGAGUAGAAGAAGACUUCUCUCAUGCUGCUGAGGACGAGUAACUGAUCACUGAUUUACUGUAGACGACGAGGCAGAUCCUGCUUGUUCAACACAAUAUCACCUAAUGAAUAUGUGUAUCUCUGAUUCAUCUGCUGAUCGGAGCUGAAACGUUAAUCCACAGACGGAAAAUGAAUCGGCAACGGUCGAAUUUAAAUCAAAUCUGACAAAAGAAAUCUCUCUGUGUGUCUUAAUGUGACUAUUUCUUCCUCUAGUAUGACAGUAAACUGAAUCUCUUUGGGUUUUGGACUGUCGGUCGAACAAGACGAGACAUUUGAAGACGUCGUCUUGACCUCUGGGAACUUUAUUUUUACUCCUGCUGACAUUUUAAAGAGCAGAGGUUUCCAACUAAACUACCAGAAGUUGCUUCACUUGUUUGUGUUCAGGAGGAAAAUAAAGAGACAAUAAUUAACUAAUGAAUAAAGAAGAGAGCAGAGAAGGUUACUGGUUCCUAAAACUGGUUGAAAUGUGCUUCUUUUGUUUUGUCACUCCGAGUGUUGUUUUUACAAAAGAAACUGAAUGAAAAGAGACUAAAAACUCUAAACCUGGAGAAAACCUUUGUUUGGAAAAAUAUAUAUAUAAAGAAAUGUUGCAGCAAUAUCCACCUUUACAUAAUUAAUAGUGGUAAAAUCAGUUAAAUUAAACUCAAUACAACAGAAAAUAUCUUUUAUAUAAUGUCAGAAAACAGUAUAAUUAGCUAACUCACUAACUUAGCUAUGUUCCAAAUCAUUUUUAUAUAAUGUCAGAAAACAGGUGACGUCUUCAAAUGUGCAGAUCCGACAGAUUCUGACCGAUUAAACAGAGAAACUGAGAGAAGUUUAUUUAAAUAAUGACGAGUUAUCGGAACGGCUGCUGGUUGAUCUUCUGUCGAGUCAAAUCUUUGUUCUAAAAACGUGAAUUCUUUAAAAGGAGUUCUCCAGACGCCGUAAGUCGCCGUCCGCGUGCAGUCGAUGUGAAUCUGUGGCUUUAGACUUAAAGUGCCUAUAAAGACGUCUGUUAGUGUGACGGAGCGUCGGGGAGGUUUCUGUGUUUUUAUCUGCUCUUAAACUGACGUGAAGGCGCCGUGUUGGUCUCUGAGGUCGGUCACAUGGCGCCUUCAGGGCGUCACAACUGAUCUGGGAUCAGCUUUACGUCUUGAUGCUGGAUCUUGAAUCCUGAGGAGCUCAGACGGCCCCCCCCCCCCAUGUGAUAAAUUUUGUUGGUCAAUAAAAUCUUUUCUAUGACUCGAA
Sebastes umbrosus (honeycomb rockfish) is the source of this 3655-nucleotide messenger RNA. RefSeq names its product jumonji domain containing 6, arginine demethylase and lysine hydroxylase (gene jmjd6). The record is from RefSeq and is a predicted model, not a curated record. Gene Ontology annotation, cellular component: nucleus; cytoplasm. Bases 85 to 1296 code for a protein of 403 amino acids. Lineage: Eukaryota; Metazoa; Chordata; Actinopteri; Perciformes; Sebastidae. The transcript has 6 exons. Gene Ontology annotation, molecular function: histone H4R3 demethylase activity; P-TEFb complex binding. Gene Ontology annotation, biological process: phagocytosis.